This is a messenger RNA of Phodopus roborovskii (desert hamster), 5868 nucleotides long. RefSeq names its product microtubule associated protein 2 (gene Map2). The record is from RefSeq and is a predicted model, not a curated record. Gene Ontology annotation, biological process: neuron projection development; microtubule cytoskeleton organization. Gene Ontology annotation, molecular function: microtubule binding. Bases 15 to 5582 code for a protein of 1855 amino acids. Gene Ontology annotation, cellular component: neuron projection. Lineage: Eukaryota; Metazoa; Chordata; Mammalia; Rodentia; Cricetidae. The transcript has 13 exons.
UACAGCUCUGAAGGAUGGCUGAUGAGCGGAAAGACGAUGGAAAGGCGCCACACUGGAUGUCAGCCCCACUGACAGAGGCAGCUGCACACCCUCACCCUCCAGAAAUGAAGGACCAAGGCGGGGCAGGGGAAGGGCUGAGCCGCAGCGCCAAUGGAUUUCCAUACAGAGAGGAGGAGGAGGGAGCCUUCGGGGAGCAUGGGUCGCAGGGCUCCUACUCGGAUACCAAAGAGAAUGGGAUCAAUGGAGAGCUGACCUCGGCUGACAGAGAAACAGCAGAGGAGGUGUCUGCAAGGAUAGUCCAAGUAGUCACGGCUGAAGCUGUCGCAGUCCUGAAAGGGGAACAAGAGAAGGAAGCCCAACAUAAAGACCAGCCUGCAGCUCUGCCUUUAGCAGCUGAAGAAGCAGCUCAUCUGCCACCUUCCCCACCACCGUCUCCAGCCUCGGAACAAACAGUGCCAGUGGAGGAAGAUUUACUUUCAGCCUCGAAGAUGGAAUUCCCUGAGCAGCAGAAAUUGACUUCUCUCGCUGAGCCUUUAGACAAGGGAGAAAAGAAGAUGGAAAUGCAAAGUAAGCCUGGUGAAGAUUUUGAACAUGCUGCCUUAGUUCCUCAGCCAGAGACAACUAAAACUCCCCAGGAUAAAAAGGAUCUCCAGGGCACUGAAGGGGAAAAGUCACCACCCAUUCCAUUUGGGCACACUUUUGGUACCAACCUGGAAGACAUAAAACAGAAUACAGAACCAAGCAUAACAGUACCUAGCAUUGGCCUCUCUGCAGAGCCUCUAGCUCCAAAAGAGCAGAAAGACUGGUUCAUCGAAAUGCCCAUGGAACCAAAGAAAGAUGAAUGGGGCUUAGCUGCCCCAACAUCUCCUGGCCCCCUGACACCCAUGAGGGAAAAAGAUGUGCUGGAGGAUAUCCCAAGAUGGGAAGGGAAGCAGUUUGAUUCUCCCAUGCCAAGUCCCUUUCAUGGUGGAAGCUUCACUCUUCCAUUAGAUGCUGUAAAGGAUGAAAGAAUCACAGAAGUACCACGACCCUUGGCUCCUGUCUUUUUCCAACCAGAUGACAAAACAUCUCUGCAUGACACCAGUAGCCUAGCUACUGCCGAAGAUAGUUCUAGAGAUGAGGAGCCACAGAAAGAUAAAGCAGACAACAUGGCAGAUGCCCCAGUCUCAGAAGAUGCCACCUUACCCAAAGAUACUCAUAGUCCAGUUAUGGAAGGCUAUAUUGGAGAAGGUGUUUCAGGGGAAGGAAAGAGUGCCACAAAUCAAGAGAAAAAGGAAACUUCAACCCCCGGCGGACAGGAACCUACACUCACUGAAAAUGAACCACAGACAAAGCUUGAAGAGAAAUUAGUGGUUCCCAUGGAAGAAGCUGUGGCAAAAGAACGUGAACCCCCCAAACUGAGAGAUGAUGAAACAGCUGUAAUUCAGACCUCCACUGAGCACUCUUUCUCCAAAGAAGAACAAAAAGGCCAGGAACGGGUAGCAGAUGAGCUAAAACAGGACUCCUUCAUUGUAAGUCUAGAACAGGCACUUUCAUAUCCAGCCAUGACCUCUGAGACCUUGGAAAAAGUUACAUCUGAGUCAGAGGCCGUAGGUGAAAUGAGAGAGACCCAGGGACUUUUUGGGGAGAAUGUAGCUGUCAAAGACAAAUUUGAAGGAGUUGGGUCUGCAACAAUAGCUGAGGUUGGAAUGCCAUUUUAUGAAGAUAAGUCAGGGAUGUCCAAGUACUUUGAAACAUCUGCAUUGAAGGAAGAGGUGACAAAAAGCAGUGAUUACUAUGAACUGAGUGACACGAGAGGACGUGCCCAGGAAUCUCUUGACACUGUGUCUCCCAAGCACCAACACGGUGAAAAGGAACUUGAGACGAAAGAAUCCCAGCCCAGUGCUCCAGCACAGGAUAUAGGCUACAGCACUCUUGCCCAGAGUUACCCAUCUGAUGAGUUACUCGAAGAACCAAGUUCUCCUCAAGAAAGAAUGUUCACUAUUGACCCCAAAGUUUAUGGGGAGAAAAGGGACCUCCACAGUAAGAACAAGGAUGAUUUGACACUUAGUCGAAGUUUAGGGCUUGGUGGUAGGUCUGCAAUAGAGCAAAGAAGCAUGUCCAUCAACUUGCCUAUGUCUUGUCUCGAUUCCAUUGCCCUUGGAUUUAACUUCGGCCGGGGCCAUGAUCUUUCCCCUCUGGCUUCUGAUAUUCUAACUAACACUAGUGGAAGCAUGGAUGAAGGAGAUGAUUAUCUUCCUCCCACCACACCUGCAGUGGAGAAAGUCCCUUGCUUCCCAAUAGAGAGCAAAGAGGAAGAGGAGAAGGCAGAGGGAGCGAAAGUGACGGGAGCACAAACUGUUCAAAUUGAGACAUCCUCUGAGUCACCCUUCCCAGCCAAAGAAUAUUACAAAAAUGGUACCGUCAUGGCCCCUGACCUGCCUGAGAUGCUAGAUCUGGCAGGAACCAGGUCCAGAUUAGCUUCUGUGAGUGCAGAGGCUGAGGUUGCCAGGAGAAAAUCAGUCCCUUCCGAGGCUGUGGCUGCAGAAAGUAGUACCGGUUUGCCACCUGUUGCUGAUGAAAACCAAGUUGCUGCAAAACCAGACAGUCAACUUGAAGACAUGGGAUACUGUGUGUUCAAUAAAUAUACAGUCCCUCUCCCAUCGCCAGUUCAAGACAGUGAGAAUUUGUCAGGAGAGAGUGGUUCGUUUUAUGAAGGAACCGACGACAAAGUCCGCAGAGAUUUGGCGACAGACCUUUCACUGAUUGAAGUAAAACUUGCAGCUGCUGGAAGAGUCAAAGAUGAGUUCACUGCAGAGAAUGAGCCAUCCACACCCACUUCUGCUGACAAAUCAGGACUGAGUAGGGAGCUUGACCAUGACAGGAAAGCUAAUGACAAACUGGAUACGGUCCUCGAAAAGAGUGAAGAGCAUGUUGAAUCAAAGGAGCAUGCCAAGGAGACCGAAGAGGCCAGUGAGAAGGUGGAGCUCUUCGGAUUAGGUGUAACCUAUGAGCAAGUCUCCACCAAAGAACUGACAACAGCUAAGGAUACAUCCCCUGAGAAAGCAGCAAAAGGUCUCAGUUCGGUGCCUGAGGUAGCUGAGGUGGAGCCAACCACAAAAGCCGACCAAGGGCUCGAUUUUGCUGCAAAGAAAGCUGAGCCCAGUCAGUUAGAUAUAAAAGUCAGUGACUAUGGACAGAUGGCUUCAGGGAUGAAUGUAGACGCUGGGAAGGCCACAGAACUCAAGUUCGAGGUUUCUCCAGAGCUGGCCCUCUCGUCCAAAGGUCCUCAAGAAGAGGAUUCAUUCAUGGUUGCUGAGUCUGGCCACAUGAAAGAAGGUGCCAAAGUCAGUGAAACAGAAGUCAAAGAGAAGGUGGCAAAGCCUGACCUGGUACAUCAGGAGGCUGUAGACAAGGAAGAGUCCUAUGAGUCUAGUGGUGAACAUGAGAGCCUCACCAUGGAUUCACUGAAGCCGGAUGAGGGCAAGAAGGAAACCUCUCCAGAGUCAUCUCUGAUUCAAGACGAAGUUGCCCUCAAACUGUCUGUGGAAAUCCCUUGCCCACCCCCUGUUUCAGAGGCUGACUUAUCCACUGAUGAGAAAGCUGAGGUCCAAAUGGAAUUUAUUCAGCUGCCAAAGGAAGAAAGCACAGAGACUCCAGAUAUACCUGCCAUACCUUCCGAUGUCACCCAGCCACAGCCUGAAGCAAUUGUGUCUGAACCAGCAGAGGUCCCAAGUGAGGAAGAGAUCGAAGCUGGAGGAGAAUAUGACAAACUGCUCUUCCGCUCAGACACCCUUCAGAUUACUGACCUGGUUGUCCCCGGAAGUAGGGAGGAGUUUGUGGAGACCUGCCCAGGUGAGCACAAAGGUGUGAUUGAGUCUGUGGUGACCAUCGAGGAUGAUUUCAUCACCGUAGUGCAAACCACGACCGAUGAAGGGGAGUCAGGGUCCCAUAGUGUGCGCUUUGCAGCUCUAGCUCAGCCUGAGGAGGAAAGGAGACCAUGCCCCCAUGAUGAAGAGCUUGAAGUAGAGAUGGCAGCAGAAGCCCAGGCAGAACCCAAGGAUGGCUCUCCAGAUGCCCCAGCUACCCCUGAGAGAGAAGAGGUUGCAUUCUCAGAAUAUAAAACAGAAACCUACGACGAUUACAAAGACGAGACCACCAUUGAUGACUCCAUCAUGGAUGCUGACAGCCUGUGGGUGGACACUCAAGAUGAUGAUAGAAGCAUCAUGACAGAACAGUUAGAAACUAUUCCUAAAGAGGAGAAAGCUGAGAAGGAAGCUCGGAGGCCAUCUCUCGAGAAACAUAGAAAAGAAAAACCCUUUAAAACCGGGAGAGGCAGAAUUUCCACUCCUGAAAGAAAAGUAGCUAAAAAGGAACCUAGCACGGUCUCCAGGGAUGAAGUGAGAAGGAAAAAAGCAGUUUAUAAGAAGGCUGAACUUGCUAAAAAAACAGAAGUUCAGGCCCACUCUCCUUCCAGGAAAUUCAUUUUAAAACCUGCUAUCAAAUACACUAGACCAACUCAUCUCUCCUGUGUUAAGCGGAAAACCACAGCAGCAGGUGGUGAAUCAGCUCAGGCUCCCAGUGCACUUAAACAGGCGAAGGACAAAGUCACUGAUGGAGUAACCAAGAGCCCAGAAAAACGUUCUUCCCUCCCAAGGCCAUCCUCCAUCCUCCCUCCUCGCAGGGGCGUAUCAGGAGACAGGGAGGAGAACUCAUUCUCUCUGAACAGCUCCAUCUCUUCAGCACGACGGACCACCAGGUCAGAGCCUAUUCGCAGAGCAGGAAAGAGUGGCACCUCAACCCCUACCACCCCUGGAUCUACUGCAAUCACGCCUGGAACUCCCCCAAGCUACUCGUCACGUACCCCAGGCACUCCUGGAACCCCCAGCUAUCCCAGGACCCCUCAUACACCAGGAACCCCAAAAUCUGCCAUCUUGGUGCCCAGUGAGAAGAAGGUCGCCAUCAUCCGCACUCCUCCAAAGUCCCCAGCUACUCCCAAGCAGCUUCGGCUUAUUAACCAACCACUGCCAGACCUGAAGAAUGUCAAAUCCAAAAUUGGAUCAACUGACAACAUCAAAUACCAGCCUAAAGGGGGUCAGGUUAGGAUUUUAAGCAAGAAGAUCGAUUUUAGCAAAGUUCAGUCAAGAUGUGGUUCCAAGGAUAACAUCAAACAUUCUGCUGGGGGUGGAAAUGUACAAAUUGUUACUAAGAAGAUAGACUUAAGCCAUGUGACAUCCAAAUGUGGCUCUCUGAAGAACAUCCGUCACAGGCCAGGUGGUGGACGUGUGAAAAUUGAGAGUGUAAAACUGGAUUUCAAGGAAAAGGCCCAAGCUAAAGUCGGUUCACUUGACAAUGCUCACCACGUACCUGGAGGUGGUAAUGUGAAGAUUGACAGCCAAAAGUUGAACUUCAGGGAGCAUGCAAAGGCCCGUGUAGACCAUGGGGCUGAGAUCAUCACACAGUCCCCAAGCAGGUCGAGCGUGGCAUCGCCCCGACGACUCAGCAAUGUCUCCUCUUCUGGAAGCAUCAACCUGCUCGAAUCCCCUCAGCUUGCCACUUUGGCUGAGGAUGUCACUGCCGCGCUUGCUAAGCAGGGCUUGUGAAUACUUCUCCUUUAGCACUGGAGUAAUAUUUAGGCAUGAGCUCUUGGCAAGAGUGGGCUCUGAGCAGGUGUCAUAUUCAUUCUUUACAAACCAUAGAUAAAUAAUCUCACCCCCAAACUGUAGUAAUUGUUACAAUUUUAUAUAAAAAAAUGAAUAGUAUAUGCAGAAAAUGACCUGAUUUCCAUCCUCAACAGGAACACAUGGCUUUACAUGGAUACAAUUGGACAAUUAUUUUCGCUCUGCUCUGUUUUGCAUGGAGUACUAUUAUUAUUUUUAAAAUUGCAUU